UUUUUACUGUGUUGAUUUAUCAAUUUUCAAUCCAAACAUUGCAAUUUCUUCUGCUAUGUAACUUUUCGGCAUCGGGUAGUUUACUUUUUAUGUUAUGUCGGCGAUCUUGCCAACUUCUGUUAUCGCCGAUAUUUCCCCUACCUACUCCUACUUGCUUCUUUUUUGAAGCCUUCACCGAGCCUUGUCUUGCGGAAUUAAUUCUCUCUUUUUUUUUACGAUGGGUAGCAUAGGUCUUUUACCGGCCUCGAAAACUUCGAUGAACCGUAAGAAUAGUCCAUCGCAAGUUGAACGCGCCGGACCCACGGAUUCUUUCCCCACUAACUUGCUCGGUUUCUUGCGUACGCUUGCAUCUGAUACCAUUUCGCAAGAUGCCGUCGAAUCUGGGCCCCGUAAGAAGCGUGCCCGGAUUGAUCAUGUUGAGUCUAUCCCGAUCGCAAGAGAGUUUUUGGCGAUUAAGCGCCCGGCUCACUCCGAUGAACCAGACGCCGAACCAAUUUCGUAUGCGAAUGUUCAAUCUCACAUGAGAAUCCAGUAUGAUGAUUCUGAACACAUACUCAAUUUUUCAUCAAUUCCCCAAUCCCCUUAUGGCACUUUCAAGUCGGAAGUCAACCUAGGUCAUCCCCAAUUCACUAAGAGGAUGUUAGUGAUCCUAGAGGUUCUAAGCCGCAGUCGAGACACUUCUAACGAAGGUGCUCUCUGGGUGAGUGUUGGUGUUGAGUUGGACAGGAAAAGUGAUAAGGACCUCCUGCAACUCUCCCUUGAACUGAACUGGAACUCAACUACGUAUUUCUUCCGAAAUACCUAUCACCGAGCGCUUAGUCGGCGGGUUCUGGAUACAUUCUUCAGCGGCCAUUGUCAAGGACGAACCGAUGCUGCAGAGGAAAAGAUGUCACCCCAGGCAUUUUAUAACGCCGCUUUCGUUCCAAAGAAUGACCACACAAACUAUUUGUCCCUGACAGCUCCUCGAUUGACUUCGAGAUUAUUCCCUUUCCAACGUAGGGCAUUACAAUGGCUUUUGAACAGGGAAGGUGUCAAGUGGAGCGACCGUUGUUCUUCCAAUGGGAAACCCGGCUUAGAGUUGCUGCAUCCCACACCCACAGGCCUUCCCCUCUCAUUCAGUGUAGCCAAGGACGCAGAUGGGCGAUCAGUUUUUGUCAGCGAUCUCUAUCAUGUUGUAACUAGGGACAUUGCUCCGUUCCGACAGAACGAGAGUGACGUGAAAGGUGGUAUCCUUGCCGAGGAAAUGGGCCUAGGGAAGACCGUCGAGACGAUAUCCCUUAUCUGCAUGCACACGCGCGAGGGCUCCGCAACUAUACAUACCUACUUUGCUGCUGAUAAUGUGCGCCUUACCGGCGCAACCUUGAUCAUCACCCCACUUACGCUUCAAAAACAAUGGAUCGCCGAGUUUAAGAAGCAUGCACCCCAUCUACGUGUAACAGUAUACCAUGGGAUGAAGGGGUUUGAAGGGGAUGAGGAUGAGCUAGUCUCCAGCUUAGUUGAACAGAACGUCGUCAUCACGACUUAUAAUGUCCUCCAGGCUGAGAUUCAUCACACCGAGAAGCCUCCCGAUCGGUUUAUGCGACACGAAAGGAAGUAUGAUCGCUUGACGACCCCUUUAACCAAAAUCUCUUGGUGGAGGGUUUGCUUGGACGAAGCGCAACAGAUCGAAAGCGGCGUUAGUAAUUCCGCCAAGGUCGCAAGACUAAUACCCCGUGUUAACUCUUGGGGUAUCACCGGAACACCGGUCAAGGAGAAUAUUAAGGACCUAUGGGGCUUAUUAGUCUUCCUCCGCUAUGAGCCCUUCGCAUCCUCAACGGCUAUAUGGGAAGGAUUGAUAACAACUCAUAAAGAAUUUUUCAAGCCUCUGUUCAACCGUAUUGCCCUCCGACAUACCAAGCGCGCCGUUCGUAGCGAAUUAACACUACCGCCUCAGAAACGUUUUGUCAUAACUAUGCCCUUCACCGCUAUUGAAGAGCAACAUUACCGAGAACAUUUCAAACAACUUGUAACAAAUCUCGGACUCGACACAAACGGCGCGCCGCUGGAAGAUAGUUGGGACCCUGAUGACCCUUCUACAAUAGAUAUGAUGAAACGUGCCCUCGACCAACUCAGACAGUCAAUUUUACAUCCUUCGCUAGGUUCGACCCAUUCACUUCGUGCCCAAAUUCAAAAGAAUAAGCCGUUGCGGACGGUCGCAGAGGUAUUAGACGCCAUGAUUGACGCGUCGGAAUCUUCUAUCCGAGCAGACCAACGAAGCUACUUACUUGGACAGUUAGAGCGAGGUCAGAUACUAGAAAACCGAUCAAAGUUCCGUGAGGCUAUUGGUGUCUGGGAGAAAGUUGUCGAGGAAGUCAAAUUCUUGGAAGAUGAGUGUCGACAACAGCUAGAAAUUGAAUUAAAAAAGCUCAAACGAACGAGUCAAGAUGAAGAUAUCGACGAUACUAAGAGCACAAGUUCUCAGAAUGACGAGGGUCCGGAUGAAGCAACGGCCGGACGAAUCAGUGAAUGCCGACGUAAGUUACGAUCCAUGCUCGAUAUCCAUCAUAGGGCUGUUUUCUUCAUCGCUAGCGGUUAUUACCAAAUGAAAGACAACCUAGAGCAGACACAAUCUGAUUCUGAGCAAUACAAAUUACUGGACGAAAAGGAAACUUCCGGAUACGAAACCGCGAAAAAUAUCCGAAAGGAGAUCUUGCACGAAGCACGCUCAAAAGCCUUCAUAUACAUCGAGGGCCUCGGUAGAAAAGCUAGGUCGCAGGCAUUUGUCGAUGUCCCUGAAAUCACGGUUCCUUCAUUGCACGGAUUGGAGAGCAGACGGGUCUUGGAUAACUUCCAGAUUCUUGGCUUCGCCCUUAACGCACAGGCUGACUUGAUGGAUCAAUGGCGAGAAUGUGCUGUUCAGAUGUUAAUUCGACCACUUGUCGACGAGGAAGAUGAACCGGUGACUGGUAAUGAAUAUGAGGACUCGACGAAGAUCCAGGACGAAUUAAUGGUGUAUACAUUGGCACUUAGAGCUCUCAUUGCCGACCGACAAGAUGCGACUUCCGGCUUGGAAAACGAACGUAUAAAAUACGAUACUAAAUUCGCCGAGGACCAAGCUAAGGAAGGGAAAGGCCAUGCCCCUAAGCUGGUACUCAAGUUACUCGAGGAACGCAAAAAGGUGAAGUCGUUGUCUCAAGGAAUUUCGUUCCGAGGUAUCGUCACGGAUCUCCGAGAAUUGGCAACAAAAGUCCGCCACGACAUUAGUAACGGAAGCCAUCGUGCCAAGGUCGAGCUAGAUAUUGUCGAGAAGCAACUUCGCGCAGCGCAAGAACAAAUCGCCGCGCAAAAUAAGGCUACGACGGUUUUGGAACGUGAGCUUGAUGUUUUCACUACAGCAAUGAACUGCCGUGUGGAUUACUAUAGGCAACUUCAGGGCGUGUCUGAUACAGUCGUGCCGCUUGAUAUGGUAAAGAUUGGAGACUGGAUCCGGGCAUUGGACAGGAUUCAAGAAAACGAUGAUUUCCUACGUAAGAAGGUUGCACUGGCGGUAUCCAAGCACCGUUACCUACUCCAUCUAAAAGAUGGCGGCGGUCAGAAAGCCGAAGAGAUUUGCGUGAUCUGCCGAUCCCCGUUUGCGCUAGGAGUUCUCACCGUAUGUGGUCAUAUGUUCUGCAAAGAGUGUCUCAUGUUUUGGUUUAAGACCAGCCGAAGCUGUCCUGUUUGCAAGAAACACCUCACGACAGCCAUGCUUCACGAUAUCACCCUGAAGAAGCAGGAGCUGAGAGUUCAUCAAGAACACACUCAAGGACAAUCCCAAGUCGCAAAUGAAGAUGAUUCGGUUACCAAAUCGAAGAGCCAAGGCAUCUAUUCUGAGUUCGGUAAAGGGAAGCUAGAGGCUAUUAAGAGCAUUGAUCUUAACGGGCCGUCGUAUGCCACGAAGGUUGAAACCCUAACGAAGCACCUAAAAUGGCUGCGCGUGGAAGACCCAGGCGCCAAAUCUGUUAUCUUCUCCCAGUUCGCGGGCUUCCUAGACAUUCUUCGAAGUGCCUUUGAUCACUAUAACAUAGGUUACACUUCGUUCAAAAUGAAGGACGGCAUCCAGAAGUUCAAGGAAGAUCCAGCUAUCGAAUGCUUCCUUAUGGACGCUAGAUCACAUGCUAGUGGUCUUAAUCUUGUGAAUGCAAGCCACGUGUUCCUAUGCGAGCCUGUUCUCAACACGGCUCUAGAACUACAAGCCAUAGCGCGAGUGGACCGUAUCGGACAAGAGCAUGAGACAACCGUGUGGCUAUACCUGAUCGAUGGCACAGUCGAGGAAUCUAUUUACAACCUAUCGGUGAAGCGUCGACUCGAGCAUCUAGGCAAGAACGCUAGUAAUAACACGAAGACCAAAAAUGGCAAAGGGAAGGGAAAACAAAGGGAAGGCGAGCGAGAUGACGAACAGAUGCCGGAGCUGUCCGACCUCAGCCUCGAGGCGGCCAACUCUAUGGAGUUGGAACAGGCCGAACUGUCGAAAUUGAUGAGCAAGGAUCGAAGUCUCGGCGAAAACAUCGAUAAGAACGAUCUUUGGCAGUGCCUCUUCGGUCACGUUGCUAAGCAGCAGGCGGCUACCGACGAGAGAAUGAACGAUCCGGCUGUGAUUGGAUUCUUAGCUGGUGAGGCGGCCGAGGCGAGGCGCCUGGACGAGGACCAGGGGAGUGAAUAAUGAAGUGGAUACGACUUUAUUACCGAGGACUUGACGACAAUGAGGAGAGGCAAAGUGAUUUUUUUUUACCUAUCUGCAUGGCUGAUCAGGAAAAGCCUAGAGCAUUGAUGAGGCGUCGAGGUGUCUUACCUGUUAGAAUUGUGUUGGAAUUGACGGACGGCCCGGAUUUGCAUCAGUCGAGGAGUUAGGAGUCGUUGAGCAAUAGUGAUAGGAGGAGGUACCUCGAUACGAUACGUGUGGGUGGCUUAAAGCACGGCUCGGCCUUUUGCCCCUGAAAAUCGUGUUGCUAGAGCCCGCCACCUGAGAAAGAAGCCCAAAUGAAUGAAUAUACCCCCGAGAUUAUACGUGAGAAUCUUUCAAGUAGGACUCGCCCGGUGAAGAUUAAUCUUUGCUUUGCGUAAUUGAUUGGUUAUCGUGAGUA
Molecule: messenger RNA, 5102 nt
Organism: Hypoxylon trugodes
Lineage: Eukaryota; Fungi; Ascomycota; Sordariomycetes; Xylariales; Hypoxylaceae
Product: SNF2 family N-terminal domain-containing protein
Exons: 3
Coding region: 218-4681 (1487 amino acids)
Biological process (GO): protein polyubiquitination; DNA damage response
Cellular component (GO): nucleus
Molecular function (GO): ATP binding; ubiquitin protein ligase activity; ATP-dependent chromatin remodeler activity
Source: RefSeq, a predicted model, not a curated record